Molecule: messenger RNA, 1944 nt
Organism: Metarhizium album ARSEF 1941
Lineage: Eukaryota; Fungi; Ascomycota; Sordariomycetes; Hypocreales; Clavicipitaceae
Product: activating signal cointegrator 1 complex subunit 2
Exons: 2
Coding region: 1-1944 (647 amino acids)
Molecular function (GO): ubiquitin binding
Source: RefSeq, a predicted model, not a curated record
AUGCAUCUCCCCCCCUUGGCAGCCUUCCCCGAGGCCUCGUGGCAGCAACAGCUGGCCCCCCGGGAAUGGGAAUCCCUCGUCCAGGCGUGGGCGGUCCUCUGCCGCGCCUACCUGCGUCUUUCGGACGACGACUUCAGAAAGCAGACGCAGUCGCGCGCCUCCCUGGUCGCCUUCUCGUCGACGUUUGUCCGCCACGUCGUCGCGGCGCCGGAGCUGCAAACAACGUCCGCUUCGCUCCUCCGGCCCGUCUUCCACCUGACCUCGCGGCUGCUCAGGCUCCUCGCCCCCCCGGACCUGCUCGAGUACUCGUUCCUCGCGGGCUUUGCCAGGAUAUACCCCAAGAAACGCACCUCUCGGCUCAUCGCGGCCGUGUUCGGCACUCCCUCGAGCAGCCUUCACAUCGAGGCCUCUCUCACCACGCUCAAGAAGCAGCUCAUCCCCAUCCUCGACGCCGGGAUCAAGGGAGAUGUGAGACUGGUCGAGGCCCGGCUAGUCUCGCUCGGCCCGCUGCUGCAUGCGUCGCCGCACGCGUGCGUACACUUGCUCGCCGGAUCGGACUUCCUCCAGGGCCUAGUGACGUGCUUCAAGGUCACGAACCCGCCGCUGAGAAGGGCCAUUGUCACGACCACGUACCUGUGCGUGGUUGGCCUGACGGAGGCGGAACCGCCGAAAUGGUCCAUGCUGAGCGACCAGCUGUUUGCGCUGAGGACCGUCGCCGAGGCGCAUAGGAUGGGGCCGCUGAACGCCAACGACUCGCUCGUGGCGGAGCUGGUUACCGCAACGCCCCUGUUGAAGGUACUGCUGAGGAGGGCCGAGGAGCGGGGCGUCGCCACGGAGAGCCUGAAGAAGCGCAUCGCCCUGUUGGAGUCGUUCGGGAAGGGGCCCAUGGCGAGGCCAGAGAGACGCGCCAGGAGCACGGCCGAUAAGGAAGACGUGCGCGCUGAGAUGCGUCUUCAGCGCGUCAGCCAGAUCGCCCGUGUUCAAGACUUGUUCCCGGACCUCGGGGCCGGCUUUGUGUCCAGAUGCCUCGACGAGUACAAUGACGAUGCGGAACUCGUCGUGGCGAAUCUACUCUCGGAAUCACUGCCGCAUCAUCUGGCUACGGCACACAGGAGCGAGCCCUUAUGUCCUUCAAAAGGUCCUCCUCUGCCAGACCCGGCACCGCCUCGGCCUACAUGCCCGCAUUUUCCGACCCGACGGAACGUGUUUGACGAUGAUGAGUUCGACCGCCUCGGCGCCGAUGAAUCCAAAAUUUCAUUCGGCAAGAAGCCGCGGAAGGACGCGGAUGAACUCCUCCGAGACAGAUCCGCGGCGCCAAACAAGGCCGCCGUUCUGUCUGCCCUUGCGUCAUUCGACUCUGACGACGACGAGCGCGAUGACACGUAUGAUGCGGCCGACGUUGGCGGCACUGUGGACUCGAUGGAUCAAGAAGCAGAUGGUGCACAUGAUGGAAGUGAAGAAGUCCUCUUCCGGGCAUAUCAAUCGGACGAGAGUGUGUUCGGCCGGGACGUUGCUACGAGGAGGAGUGGCGUGCGUGCGAAAAUGAGAGAAGAGACCGGCAUGACGGAUGAAGCUAUUGAGGGAUGGGCAGUCAUGCUGGCACGAAAUCCCCAGCAAAAGAGGAGACUGGACGCCAAAUACGCCUUUGCGGGGCAGCAAGCCCAGCUCGAGCGCACAGCCUGGAGAGCCGGUCCGGCUGGCUCGGCCACCGAAGAUGGUGAUGUCGACGGGGGAGCGCGUCGGGGUGAUGGCGGCAGAGGCAGGGGCAGAGGCGGCCGCGGACGUGGACGAGGAGGCCGGGGCGGCAGUGUCGGCCGAGCGACCGGCGAGAAGGAAACCGAAGCGGCAAGGAGCAGUAAAGAGGCACACAAGGGCUCCAGAGCAAAUCACAACAGGAGGGACGCUCGAGCAAGAAAAAUGGCUCGCGGAGGUUUUGCUGGCUGA